This is a messenger RNA of Acytostelium subglobosum LB1, 927 nucleotides long. RefSeq lists its product as hypothetical. Lineage: Eukaryota; Evosea; Eumycetozoa; Acytosteliales; Acytosteliaceae. Gene Ontology annotation, biological process: maturation of 5.8S rRNA; maturation of LSU-rRNA. The transcript is spliced from 5 exons. The record is from RefSeq and is a predicted model, not a curated record. Bases 1 to 927 code for a protein of 308 amino acids. Gene Ontology annotation, cellular component: nucleolus; preribosome, large subunit precursor.
AUGCAACAGGAUGAUAUCAUCUGGAAUGUUAUAAACAAUAACUUCUGCUCAUUCAAGACAACAUUCAAUGGAGCCAAGUUCUGCAGGAAUGAGUUUAAUGUGAGUGGAGCAUGUAACAAGGUAUCAUGCCCAUUGGCAAACUCAAAGUAUGCGACGGUUAGAGAGGAGGAGGGUCUAUGUUAUCUUUAUAUCAAGACGGUGGAGCGUGCACAUACUCCCGCCAAGAUGUGGGAGAAGAUCGAGCUCAAUCAGAACUUCAUGAAGGCCAUCGAACAGAUAGACGCACAGCUCGAGUACUGGCCCGGCCACAUGGUACACAGAUGCAAGCAAAGGUUCAUCAAGAUCACACAAUACCUCAUUAGAAUGAGGAAGCUGAGGAAGCAGGUCAGACGUGAGCUGGUGCCAAUUAAGAAGAAGGCAGAUAGAAGAGAUGCCGCCCGUGAGCAGAAGGCUAUGGUUGCUGCACAGCUUACCAACAACAUCAAGAAGGAGUUGCUUGAGAGAUUGAACAAGGAUACAUAUGGCGAGCUAUAUUACUUCCCAGAGAAGGUGUUACAGAGCGUGUUGGAGGAGUCUGGUGUGCCAGAUGAGAUGCAGGAAGAGUACGAUGAUGAGGAGGAGGAUGACAUGGAGGAGCAAUAUGUCGAGGGCGACGACGAGGAGUUCGAAUACGAGAUGGAGGAUCAGGAAGACCAGGAUUUGGAAGGACACGAUCAGGAACAAUACGACAGCGAAGAUUACGACGGUGAUGAUGAUGACCAAGAUGAUGACGACGAUGACAUUGAACCAGAGCCAACUACAAAGAAGAGAGGACCAUCUAAAUUACAAUCAAAAUCAGGAACAAGACCACAACGCGCAAGAGUUGAGAUUGAAUAUGAGAAUGAGACUGAUUCAACUCCACAAGUAUCACAGACCAAUAGACGAUAG